Messenger RNA from Ochotona curzoniae (black-lipped pika), 1253 nucleotides. It is a transcript of the gene CD3E, whose product is annotated as CD3e molecule. Gene Ontology annotation, biological process: positive thymic T cell selection; cell surface receptor signaling pathway. Gene Ontology annotation, cellular component: membrane; alpha-beta T cell receptor complex; external side of plasma membrane. The transcript has 10 exons. Lineage: Eukaryota; Metazoa; Chordata; Mammalia; Lagomorpha; Ochotonidae. The coding region runs from base 147 to 740 and encodes 197 amino acids. The record is from RefSeq and is a predicted model, not a curated record. Gene Ontology annotation, molecular function: transmembrane signaling receptor activity.
CCACAGGCCCAGAGGCCCCCAACAGCUUCCUGUGUGGGGUUCAGAAACCCGCCUCCCCUCCCAGCCUCAGAGGCUUGUUUCGGAAAAUGAAGUAAGAAGCCAUCGCACCUACGCCAUCUUAGUGCACUGAGCGUCCAGGGAGGAGGAUGGGGCCAGACACUUGCCGGCAGGUCCUGGGACUCUGGCUCCUAGCAGUUGCUGUGUGGGGAUCGGAAGGCGAUGAAGACGCUGGUGAUCCUGGUUCUUUGGCAAUAAAACCAUUUAAAGUCUCCAUCUCCGGAAGCAGAGUGGUACUGACAUGCCCUCUGGAGCCUGACACUGGCACCAUAGAAUGGAAAAAGAAUGAUGAGAAAAAAUCAUCUGAAGGCCUAGAAUUCUUAAUGGAUAACUUUUCAGAAAUGGAGGAUAGCGGUUUGUACACCUGCGCUACACAGGAGAAGAGCUUUCAUCUCUACCUGAGAGCACGAGUGUGUGAGAACUGCAUGGAGCUGGAUCUCAUGACAGUGGCCUCAGUUGUCGUAGUUGAUGUCUGUGUCACUCUUGGCUUGCUGGUGCUGGUCUAUUACUGGAGCAAGAACAGGAAGGCCAAGGCCAAGCCUGUGACACGAGGAGCAGCUGCUGGUGGCAGGCCCAGAGGACAAAACAAGGAGCGGCCACCCCCGGUUCCCAACCCAGACUAUGAGCCCAUCCGGAAAGGCCAGCGGGACCUGUAUGCUGGCUUAAACCAGAGAGGCAUCUGACAGCUCCAGGAAUUGCUGACUCCCCUGCUAGUCCUGGCCUUGGCAAGUCUCAGAGCCCCCAAGAAAACUGUUCCUCAACCUGUUGAUGAAGUCCUGCGGCCUAGUGCCCAGCUGCCCACUGCCCACCUUCUUACUGGUGUCUGAUCCUGGGGAUUUGCUGCUUCCUUGUCCUUGGAGACAUCACCACUAGCCAUGCCCUCUGCACCUGGCCUGCCAUCGGUUCUUUCAUUUCUGUUACUCACUCUCCCUCCCCCUCCCAUGUUGCAUCUGCCUUCUGCUCCCUCCUUCUGCUGUGUAUGAGUUGCCCUCUACCCCUAACUAUUCCAUCUCUCUUCCUAUUUUUUCAGCUUUCUUUUUGCAACUCUCCCUGGGAUGGCCUGAGUAAACAUGGGCCACAGUCCUGCCGCAUCCAAAGCUCCUUGUCCAUGGCCAGCCCUAGUCAACCUUCCUGUCAUGGUCACUGGUGCCCUGACUCCUCUGAGCAAAAGAAAAAUAAAGUGUCUUUGGCUCAAA